Symbiodinium natans is the source of this 1512-nucleotide messenger RNA. The record is from the annotation of a GenBank genome assembly. Lineage: Eukaryota; Dinophyceae; Suessiales; Symbiodiniaceae.
AUGGGUGCAUUUGAAGAGGCAAUUGGGUCUUUUGCUUUCAGAAAAUUGCGGGCGUGUGUGGAGGCCUCUGGAGAGCCAUGUGAAGGCAACAUCAUGCACACAUGGAAUUCUUGGGACCCGCAGCCAGACAUGGAAGCUAAGCAGAGGAAUCUUUUCCAGCUGUCGCAGAACCUGUCUGCACGAAGAGAUGAUCCCAGUCUUCUCGAAAUUGGCUUCAAUGCUGGGCAUUCUGUUUGCUUGAUGCUGCUUGCAAAUCCCAAAGUGAAGGUUGUGGCCUUCGAUCUGUGCGAGCACGCUUACACCAAGCCUUGUGCGGAGGUGCUGCAAUCCAUUUUCGGACAAGGUCGCUUACAGCUGGUAGAGGGCUCGAGCACUACUACUUUGCCGAGAUACCACCAGCAGCACCCAGACGUACGCUUCGACAUGUUCCACAUAGAUGGCGGACAUCAGUACAGGCAAGCAAUGGCGGACCUGGAGAGUUGCUGUCGUAUGGCGCACAAGGAUCCAGAAACUACUUCCAUCCUAGUCCUGGAUGACACUGACAUCACGGGGGUUGCUGCUGCAUGGGCUGACUUUGUGGCUUCAGGCCGCUUAGUCGAACGAGCUCCGCCGCACAAACUCGGUCGCUACAAGCAUGGUGUGGGGGAGGUCAUCCCAGAUGGGGCGAGUAGAUGUGGCUCAUGCAGUUCGUGUGGCGCCGUUUGGGCAUGUGGUGGAUGCGGGCAGGUGCGCUACUGCGACGAGAGCUGUGGUAGAAGCCAUUGGUCUCUCCACCGGAGCGUGUGCUCGUCCAGAGCCCGUCCGGCCCCAAUCCUCAUGCAUCCCAGCGAGAUCGUGCCUUCCAGCAUGCUGGCCAGCCGAUCUGAUGGAGUCUUGCUGGCCACAAAGACCUUGUGUGUUGGUGAUGUGCUGUUUGCAGAGCCGCCGUUAUCUUGGCAGCCCAUGCCGGACAUGCGAGGGAAACUCUGUACCCGUUGCGGUUCAGGGGGAGCGUUGCUCCGGUGCACUACGUGCCAACAGGCCAACUACUGUCCACGCUGCAGUGACAUAGCUCCCAGCCCAUGCUCUAUGUGUCCUGAGCUGUCCAUCACGAAAGGGCACGUCGGAGCCUUCACUCUUGUCGGGCUAGAAGUAUUGCGCGAAUGGGAGGAAGGUCGGCUCCAACCAGGUGCCUUGUUGAAGCCGCUCUCUGACGCAGCAGUGCAGCAAGCCAGGGCGUGCACACCGGCAGUGCAGAAGGUUGCGCACUUCUGCUCGGCUGUUCGGUGGAGCGACGAACGUGCCGAGGAGAUCCUCGCCGCCGUGAUCGCCGGGCGCAUCGAGCAUGUCGCCGCUGGCAAGCCAGUCGGUGUUGGGUACUACCCGGCCUUCGGACGACUGAGAGCUGGCGCCACACCCACUGAGGAGGCCAACGUGCGCUUGCAGAUCUCAAUGGGCAGCAAGCACGCUUUCACCGUCAAGGCCGUGGUGAGCCAGCCUGUGCCUGAGGGUGCAGUGCUGCGCCUGGGUUGA